Brassicogethes aeneus is the source of this 1596-nucleotide messenger RNA. NCBI's taxonomy places the organism in Eukaryota, Metazoa, Arthropoda, Insecta, Coleoptera, Nitidulidae. The record is from the annotation of a GenBank genome assembly.
AUGCCGGGAUUAUUAUCUUCGUUGAAUCUCCAUCACCAUGGACUUAAUAUGGGCCGAUCGAGUCUUACAUCAUUAUUCAGAACCAGCCGCUUAGCCGUUCAGUCUUCGUCGUCGCCGUCGCAAAUUAAUCACAACACCAACGUUAGUACCACUACUCAAGAAAAACCCACCCUCACCAUUGACAAUCUCAACCCCAACAUCAAGGUGAUGGAGUACGUCGUGAGGGGCCCCGUUGUCAUCCGUGCCGGCGAAAUCGAAAAGGAACUCGAAAAGGGAGUUAGGAAACCAUUUACAGAAGUAAUCAAAGCAAACAUCGGCGAUUGCCAUGCCAUGGGCCAGGUGCCCAUCACCUUUACCAGGCAAGUGUUGGCUUUGGUGACGUGCUUAAAACUUUUGGAAGACCCAUAUUUCUCGGAUGACGCCAAGAUGCGCGCCAAACUGAUUUUGGCCGGAUGCAGAGGGUCGUCUGUGGGAUCGUACACCGACUCCCCCGGCAUCGAAAUCAUUAGAAAACACGUUGCUGAAUACAUCAAAAGAAGAGACGGAAUCCCAGCCGAUUGGCAGAAUAUCGUCAUUAGUGCUGGCGCUAGUGACGCUAUUAAGAACCUAUUAAAACUUUUUAUCUGCGAUGUAAAUGGCAAGAAACCUGGUGUUAUGGUACCAAUCCCCCAGUACCCCCUUUACUCAGCUUCAUUGGCUGAAUUCAAUAUGCACCAAAUUGGAUACUUUUUGGAUGAAAGCAGAAACUGGGGACUCGAUAUUGCCGAACUUAACAGGUCAAUUCAAGAAGCCAGAAAAGUAUCAAACCCAAGAGCCAUCGUUGUCAUCAACCCAGGAAACCCCACUGGUCAAGUAUUUACGCGCGAAAACAUAGAAGAAAUCAUCAAGUUUGCUCACAAAGAAGGACUAUUCAUAUUUGCCGAUGAAGUAUACCAAGACAAUGUCUAUCCUGAAGGAUCCAAAUUCUUCUCAAUCAAAAAGGUAUUAAUGGAAAUGGGUGCACCCUACAGCAACAUGGAGCUUGCCAGUUUUAUGUCUUGCUCCAAAGGCUACAUGGGUGAAUGUGGACUUAGGGGAGGCUACGUCGAAGUCCUCAACAUGGAACCAAAAGUUAAAGAAAUGUACCUUAAGGCCAUUAGUGCCAUGUUGUGCCCAACAGUAUUAGGACAAGCCUGUCUUGAUACCAUCAUGUACCCUCCUCAACCUGGUGAGCCUAGUUAUAAUAACUUCCUCAAGGAGAAGAAUGAAGUUUUGGAGUCACUUAAGUUGAGAGCUAAAAUGGUAGCAGAUGCCUUCAACUCAAUGAAAGGUUUUAGCUGUAACACUGUACAAGGGGCCAUGUACGCCUUCCCCAGCAUGAAACUGCCCCCAAAAGCGAUCGAAGAAGCCAAGAAACAAAACAAGGCUCCAGACACAUUCUACGCCUUUGAACUUUUGGAAAAAACCGGUAUUUCCAUUGUACCUGGUUCCGGUUUCGGACAGAAACCUGGCACGUAUCACUUCAGAACAACAAUUCUGCCUCAACCAGAAAAAUUGAAAGAAAUGUUAAAGAAAUUUGCCGAAUUCCACAAAAAAUUCUUGCAGGAAUGGAGCUGA